AUGAUUAAAAACGCUGGUGACGUGGAUAAGCUUUUACUGGACUCAAUCAGGGCUAGAGAAAUAUUUCAAGGGCAGGGAAUAGGUGUAGAGGAAUCCUGGAAAAAACUGAGUUAUGAUGACGACGAAGAUGACGGUGAUGAUAAUCAUGGCAACGCUACGGAUAAUGAUCAUGAUGGUGGAAAUGACAAUGUGGAUGCGAUUACGAACUACAAAUAUUUACAACGCAAUCGUAACAAUAAUGGCGCGUCGUCCUUAACUGAAGUAACGUCAUCAAGUACACAGCAUAGUAGAUUUGCAACAUUAAAUUGUUUCAACAUUGAAGACGACCAUUUAUUUACGAAUCGGCUUUUGUGUCGAACCCCACCACCAACUUAUCGUUCAUAUCCAGCUACACCUCCUCCCUCCUAUACACCAAGACUCGUAAGCAAUGAACAACAACCGUCACCAUUAAACCAACACCAAGUACCGGAAGUGCUUGUUGGGCUUAAUCAGGAAGAGAGCCGAAGACAACAAGAGCACGAGUACGAACACGUUGAUUUUGAAGAAACGGCGGAUAUUACAAAUUUUGAGUUUCACGGGCAAAGGCAAGUAGAUGUGGCUGAUGGAACGUCAGUAUGGCGAAAUGUGGCAACAGUGUCACAACAACAGCAACAAAGGCGAAGAAAAUUACGUCAUCGUAGAGUGCAAUUACUACACCAGCAACAACAACUACAACGGCAACAUUCAUCCUUUAUCAAUCGGCACACAGCAACGGACACCGAAAAUUCUACCAGUAGUAGCAGCGAAAGUGACAGUGAAAUUAAUUCGCGUCAUCACAGGGAGCAACGAAGACAUCCCCAUCGACAGCGUUUAUCUGGCUUAAAAGAUGCGUAUGGCCCUGACUUGCUAAACGCUUGUUCUCUAUUAUUAACAACCCUACAAUCAAGCAGUGAUUCCACAGUUGAUAAUUUUACAGUCACACCGUCCCCAUUGCAUGAAAUAUUAAACGAAACGUCCAAUUAUGCGGAAAUUGUUGGGGUUAAUACAGCUAGGCGGCGAGGAGGUCCACGAGAGGCCCAUAGUUCUCCAGUAUUGUUGGAGGGGAAUUAUUUAAAUAGCAAUAGAACACAAGGAAUACCAAACCAAAGAUUAUCACAAAACUCUGGGGAAAUGGGUCAGAAUUUAAGUCUGAGGAGGCCACGCAUAUCGUUAACUUGGGUUUUACGAGAUCAACAACCGCAAAAACAACACCAGACACAAGACCAAAUAGAUGAACAGACUAAAGAAGGUAUAAAUGAUAAUAUGAUUGAAAGCAAUAAACCGCAAAAUAAUAAUCAAUUGCAAACGAAGUCUAAAUCAGUCAACAGUACAAAUGCUGCGCAAUGGGCUGACUUGACAUGUCACAAGAAACGCUAUCGUUUAAAGCAAUUGCCUUCGAAUAACGAGGUUCUCAGCGGUUAUGCUACGACUCCCACGACCCAUGCAGGCAUUAAUUUGAGUUCGCAGAAAUUUUUCAGUAAUCAAAAUCUUUUAGAAUAUCAUAAAGAGGAAGUGCAUACCAAACCACCGUCCAAAGAUUUAUUAUUUGUGUGUACGCCCCAACAUGCCCCUGAUAAAUUUGGCGGUUCGCCGGAUGCCUUGGCUUUGACAAAGAAACGUAAUGAAAUACGCAAAAAAUUGGCGAGCAAAAUGGCAAAUUUUAGAUCAGAGACCGCAACACCGAAGCAUAUGGCGAAAAGUAUCACCAAAUCAAUCACAACCACGAAUGGUGGAUUUUUGUUGAGAAGAGAGCCGAGAUCGUCUCUUAAAGCCAACUCGUACUCAGAACCCAGCUUACUAGCAGCUUCUGAAGGUAAUCCGCGUAGACAUCGUCAUCGUAAACGAAGAGAACGUAAUCGUUGUCAAAAAUUCGGUUACGAUAUUCGAAAUGUUGAUGAAUUUCUCACAAGAUGUUCAUUAUCUACGCCAGCGAAUAUUCCCAUGGUACUGUCUACCUCAUGUACGCUUUACCAAACCAGACCAGGAGGCUAUCAAACCGAAUUAUCUUUGCCUCUGGGAAUGGUAGUAAAUGCUGUGUUCAAAAAUCAAAAUUGGUUGUACGUUCAAACGCCUCAUGCCGAAGAGGGUUACGUUAGCUGCAACUGUUGCUUACCUUUGGGAAUUUUACCACCUGAGGCUAGAGGAGAAGGAGUUGGCAGUGCUAAACCAACACCAUGCUGGGAAUCUAACGGUGAUAUAUUCCCAAAACCGUGUGGCAAUAUGACAGAUUCGGAAAAAGAAUUGCAUUUACUUGGCGGCGGUGGCGGUAGUGCACGUAGUGAAGGUGCUCGUACGCCACACUUGAGAGCUUUGUCGAUGGAUAACAAAAGCGUUGUGAUAUCAGUGAAAAUGAAUCACGUUGAUAGACCCAACGAUAACCCAGUGUGUGAUGGUGAACAUCAGGUCGAUAAAUUGUAUUUGAAAGCGGCAUCGCAACCCAAGCUAAAUGAAAGGCCAGCAUACGCGCAAUUGAAAGUAUUAAAAACCGCACAAAUUUAUAAUAAACCAAAUCCAAUUAAUGAUGAAUAUAUAACACUGCAACAACAACAUCAACGACAAGCACAUAAACCUGUUCAAAAGCAUGUUCAUCAAAUCACCCCGAAAACAUAUAUUAGCCGAACUUUUAUAACCAACGGACAUAAUGGUCAACACUUGCACCCCAAAGAUAUGAAUUUAGUAACAGUCACAACAACAGGAACCACAACCACGACAACUGCAGCAGUAGCAACGACGACAGCGAUUACAACGACAAAAUCGAUGGCGGUAACAAUAAUACAAAAACAACACCAACAACUACAACAAGAUGCAUGUAAUCUUAACUCACAACCUAGCUCUAAAAUUACUAUCACAUCUCAUAAUAAUCAGCAUCAUCAUACAGCUCAUAGUCUGACUCAAAUGAACCAGCAACAACAACAUCAUCAUGAACAAUCGCAGUUUAAUCAUGUGAAUGCCAAUAGUCAUCAGUAUUACCAUCGCACUAUACUGAACGCAUUGCGACGUUCAACAGCACAUUGCGGUCAACGUCAAACAUUGGUGGCCAUCACCACUAGCUACACUACAGCUGACGGUCUAAGCUUACAAAAAGGUGAUAUUGUUACAUUGUGCGAGUGUCGCGAGACCAAAGAUCAUCGCCAGUGGUUUUAUGUGAGAACGCGUGACGGCCGUCAGGGUUAUAUACCGGCCGAAGUGGCCGGUCAUGGUUAUUUGUAAGUACAAGCAUAAAAGAAAAAGCAAGCAAAAAUUAAAUACGAAGUGAGUUAAUUGUUAUGUAUGAAACAAAAUAUAAACGGAAGGGCGAAAGUCGUUAGCAAAGAGGAAAAACAUUUUAUAGAACUUAGCAUAGACAAGAACAUGAGCUUAAAAAACUUUAAGAAAAUAGAUUUUUUGCUUUUUUAUAAGUACCAAACAUUUUACAAACUGUGUUUUAAGCGCUUUAUGUCUCUCAUGUAUUUUAUGACAACUUAUUUAAAAUUAGAAUCAACCGCGUAAAAAAAAGAAGAGAAAGAAGAUCAAUGUUUUUUUAUAUCCAUUAC
Messenger RNA from Glossina fuscipes, 3551 nucleotides. RefSeq lists its product as uncharacterized. The coding region runs from base 1 to 3228 and encodes 1075 amino acids. Gene Ontology annotation, molecular function: protein binding. NCBI's taxonomy places the organism in Eukaryota, Metazoa, Arthropoda, Insecta, Diptera, Glossinidae. The record is from RefSeq and is a predicted model, not a curated record. The transcript is spliced from 4 exons.